Messenger RNA from Darwinula stevensoni, 675 nucleotides. Lineage: Eukaryota; Metazoa; Arthropoda; Ostracoda; Podocopida; Darwinulidae. The record is from the annotation of a GenBank genome assembly.
CAAAGAAUCAAGCGACGAUCGUUCUCUUUUCCUCACUUUCCCAGCCCGUGCUCUAUUCCUACUGGAGGAGUUCCUGCUCCUGGAGAGUACGAAUUGUGCUUCGCCGACGGUGUAAAUGGACAGGACUUACAUUUUACCCGAAUAGCCUUGGCUUUGAAGGGGAUUGAAUAUGAAACGAGGCCGAUUCAUUUGAUCAAGGAUGGGGGAGAACAAGUGAGUGACAGUGACAGAAAAUCUGAGCCUCCCGCCAUUUGUUUCCUUAAAACUCACUUCCGGUCUAACACAGAAGAAUUUCACAAAGUGAAUCCAAUGCGUCAGGUUCCUGCCUUGCUACUGGAGGACGAAAUCCUCACUCAGUCUAUCAGUAUCAUGGAGUAUCUGGAGGAAACCAAUCCAGAAAAUCCUCUCUUGCCAAAGGAUGGAGACGAGUCUCGGUUCCAAACUGAUAAAGAAAGCACUCCUUGUGCCUCCGGAACAGUACCAUCCAGGCUCUCUAGACGCUUAACUAACGUAGACCUUAGAGCUCAAGAAAUGUUAUUUGCAAUUGAUUAUGAUUGUGGUUUUGUUUCAGCGUUAGAGAAACUACUCGCCCGAAGUGCUGGAAAGUAUUGCGUGGGAGAUAAUGUCACGAUGGCAGAUUGCUGUCUUGUACCACAGGUCUUCAAGGCACACAGG